This is a messenger RNA of Mollisia scopiformis, 770 nucleotides long. RefSeq lists its product as uncharacterized. Bases 131 to 613 code for a protein of 160 amino acids. The record is from RefSeq and is a predicted model, not a curated record. NCBI's taxonomy places the organism in Eukaryota, Fungi, Ascomycota, Leotiomycetes, Helotiales, Mollisiaceae. The transcript has a single exon.
CUUCAUUGGCAUCAUCAGCAUUCAGAUCAUCCUUCAGCUUUCUGAAGAACACUCUCUCGAUAUCGAAUCGGAAACAGCCUCCAUAUACUUCUCUCACUUCGAUCACAUCAAACAAUCAAUCAUCCCAACCAUGGCAUCCAUGUCGACCAUGUCCCUCCCCAUGCCUUUCUCUGGCGAGCCUUUCCCCUGCCGUAUCGGUCUUACCCGCAAGGACGGUGACAACAUCCAGAACGGUGCCAACGAGAUCUUCAUGAUCAGCCCCGCCGCUCUCGAUACCCGCCGUGGCCUAGUCGACCAGGUCAAAACCCACUUCCACUCGCUCGAGAAGCGACCUCAAAGUGACCGCGUCAACGUCCCUGAUCGCUGCUUCUGGGGUGCCGACUACGAUGCCGAGCGCGUCAAGGUUACUUGGGACCCCGUCAACACCUACGGCGCCUCUAGCUGGGCUCCUGGUACCUCCAUGAACGAGACUGAGAUCACCGACGCCAAUCUCAAGACCAUGCUCCAUGCUCUCAAGUUGUCCCCUCCUAGCACGUGUGUCAUGUCUCUUCUCAUCACCCACUCGGUUCCCCUGGACCUUGUUUCUCGUGGCCACGCCAAUCACGGCUACUAACUUGACGUGGAUGAGGUUGUUGUUGGAUAUUGGACAAGGAUUGGGAAUGGCAGCUUUGGGAAUUCCUGACAUCUGACCCCUCUUCACUGGCGGUAGAAUUGGUUCUGGAUUGAACUAAAGGAAGUCUUGUAAGCUUUGAUCAAGGAGGAGAUCAUAC